Messenger RNA from Crotalus tigris (Tiger rattlesnake), 4539 nucleotides. It is a transcript of the gene ARHGEF38, whose product is annotated as Rho guanine nucleotide exchange factor 38. Bases 234 to 2606 code for a protein of 790 amino acids. Gene Ontology annotation, cellular component: cytoplasm. The transcript has 14 exons. The record is from RefSeq and is a predicted model, not a curated record. Gene Ontology annotation, molecular function: guanyl-nucleotide exchange factor activity; protein binding. Lineage: Eukaryota; Metazoa; Chordata; Lepidosauria; Squamata; Viperidae.
CAGUCAGUGUACUAAAGGAUGACUUCAUAGGGGUGGAGCCCAGUUAGAUUGUAAAGGUGGCACUCAGGUGAGCCAGGUAAGAAGUGAACUUAUGCGGGUCUCUUCAGCACGUCAGCUGUUCCUUGAAGGAAGCUGAUCCUGUUGCCCACGCAACAAGCACACACACACCUCCCUGCUAAGCUGCUUGUAUUAUUAUUUUCCCAACCAUCUGGGCAAGAAACACGAGCUUGGAAAUGGAAACCAAAGAUCCUACUGGAAAAGAAAGUAUGGGGGUCAGGAAAAAGAACCUCACCUUCCUAAAGCAGAGAUUGUACAUGCUGGAAAGGAGGAAGACGGACACGGUGGUGGAGAGCAGCACUGCAGGAGACCACAACAGCAGCUCUGCAACCUUGAGGAGGAGCCAGUCAGACAGGAGUGAAUACAACCAGAAAUUGCAAGAAAAGAUGGCACCCCAUGCAGGAUCUGUAGGACCAGUUGGUUUACCCCUGGAAACUGAAGAGCAACUCAUUAAGCGAAUGAUGGCCAGAAGGCAAAAGAUAAUUGCAGAAAUACUCCAAACAGAAAGAGAUUAUUUUAGUGAUCUGGAAUUCUGCAUCAGAAUAGUGGUUGAACCCUUGAAAAAAAGGCAGAUUGCUCGACUUGAUGUGGAUAGCUUAUUUAGCAACAUUGAAUUGGUCCAUGAAAUAUCAUCAAAACUGUUGUCAUUGUUGGAAGAAGCAACAUUAGAUGUGGAACCAGCCAUACAAGGAAUUGGUCAGGUAUUUCUACAGAUUAAAGAUGUACUAGAAGAAGCAUACAAAAUCUACUGUUACCAUCAUGAUGAUGCUCACCUUCUUCUGGAAUUCUAUGAAAAGGAUGAGGAAUUGAAACAAUGUAUAAAAGAUUGUCUACAAUCCUUGAAAAAGAUAUAUGAAGAAGGGGGAAAACCAAAUCUACUAGACAUGGGAUCUCUGAUGAUCAAACCAAUACAACGUGUAAUGAAGUAUCCUUUGUUAUUAUGUGAGCUCUUGAAUGCAACUCCCAGGUCUCACCCUGACCACAAAGCACUUCAGGAUGCCUUGCUUGCUAUGAAAGAUAUGAACAUGAAUAUAAAUGAACUUAAAAGGAGAAAAGAUAUAGUGCUUAAGUAUAAGAAGAAUGAUGAAGACGAAUCUUUAAAGGAUAAAUUUUCAAAGUUAAAUAUUCACUCAAUUAGUAAAAAGUCCAAGAGAGUUACUGGUCACCUGAAGAUUUUGACUGGAGGAGAACCUCAGGUGAAAGAUGAAGUUUUUAAUAAAGAGGAGAAGUUAUUCAAAAGCUUAGAAAAGACGGUCAAACUAUGUGUGAAGAAUAUUCCAUUGUCUCUUCAGCAUUUAGAAAAUUCUGUAUUUCUCGGAGCACAGUGCAUAAGUGAUCUUCAGGAUCUGAUACAUGAGAACGAAAAAGGGGAAAACAGAUCUUCAGACACAUUGAUUAAUGCUGGGCAUCCCAGCAAACUAUUUCUGAAUCAAGUAGAUAGGUUGGUGCUGAUUCCAUUGACUGCACUGCAGGCUCUUUUCUUCAGCCCCCAGAAGCUCAUCCAAAAACGUUAUGACAAACUUCUGGAUUAUAGUAGCUUGUAUCAAAAGGCUUCAGGGGAUGAUACUGACCUGGCCAGGAAAGAAUACGAGGCCCUCAAUGCUCAGCUGGUGGAGGAGCUCCAGCGAUUCAAUGAAGCAGCAAAGAAAAUUGUGACCAGUUGCCUGUGUUGUCUCAUCGCUCUCCUGAAAGACAUGAUGUCAUCAGCAUCACAAUCCUUUUCAACCAACGAAUCCCAGUUACUAGCAAUUAAACCAGAGAAAUCUUCUCCAAGUAUCAAUGAAAUACAGGAUCAGGUUCUUGAAGAUGUUCACAAUUUGAGUUGUAUCAAGGAAAACCACUGUGUAACUUUUAUUGAAAGAAAGCUAAGUUUUGAAAAAAAGAGGCCUGUCUCUCUCCAGACUGAAUUUCCCCGUCAGAAAGAAGUCCACAGGUCAAUGCUACUUUCUAUGUACAAUGUGGACUUGCUAUACCAAGCCAAGCGUAAAUGCAAUGCCACACAGGAAUUGGAUAUUGAUCUUUAUGAAGGAGAGGUGGUGGCUCUCAUAGACCAAAAGGAUCCUUUUGACUGUACAAGCAGGUGGCUUGUUGAUACUGGAAUUCUUAAAGGAUACGUUUAUUCUUCCUUCCUGAAACCCUAUAAACCAGCCAAGGCACCACAAAAUGCUGGGGAAACCAAUUUCUGUGAUGGUGACUUUGAUAACAUCAGCCUUUUUGUCUCUUCACGACAACUGGAUGACAACAGUUCAAAACCCACAGGGCACAAAAGAAAUGGCAGUGACUCUUCCUAUAAUAGUCUGUGUGAAAAAGAAUCUGUUAAUGGCUCUGAACUGGAGAGCUUUUAUGAAACGGAUGAGCAACACACUUUCUAUGCUGUUCAUGCAUUUCAAGCAAGAAGUAAACAGGAACUCAGUCUUCACGAAUAUCAGAGAGUUCAAAUCCUUCGUUUUUCAGACCAGAGUGGCAACAAAGAAUGGUGGUUAGCUGAAGUUGAAGGACAAAAAGGAUAUGUGCCAGCUAAUUAUCUUGGGAAGAUGACAUACACGUAAAUAUCAGAUUGCUCACGGAACAAAUUCCCAGAAACAGAAGACGUUUGUUGUGAUAUUAUCACCCCUGAAUUUUUGUGCCUUAAAAAAUGCAAUAAGCUAAGAGCUUUCAAAAUCCGGAAUUGAAGUACUUGUGAAGAAGAAUUUUUGAUGGAAUGUGUGCAUUUGCUUUUACUUUUCAACUUUUGUCACCCUGGACUGGACAAGACCUCUUGUAAUGCCUUCCACAGAUUUAUGAGAAAUUUAAUUAUAUUGAACUAAUCUGAUAAACCAGGGGUCCCCAACCUCUGGGCAGUGGCCCACUACCAGGCCGCGGCUUAUUUGGAACCGGGCUGCACGAGCAUGUACACGCUUGACUUGUGCAAGUAAAGCUAUGCACAUGCGAGUGCGUGCUGGCCCGUUACUCAUGGGUUCACAUGGCCAAAUUCCCUUCUCCCCCCAGCCCAGCAGCAAAGGUUGGGGACUGCUAUGUUAAGCCACCUAUAAUAACAAAAAUCUCAUGACAUAAUAAUCCAGUUGGUCCUUUAGGUGCCACAAGAUGUCUUGUUGAACUUUGCUGUGAAAGCCCAACACACAACUAAUCCAACUCGGCUAGCUAUGCCAACUAUAAAUUUAAGAGUUUGACUUUUGUAGAUCUGUGAAUUAAUCAGGAAUGGGCAAGAAGAACCGUAUAUUGUCCAUAGAAUGUUUUCAGGUUUCUAAAUACUCUUAGAAACAGUUUAGACUCAGGUGUAAGGAACUGAAGCGGUACAGAGAAGUUGAGAAAAUUCACUGGAGAUUUCGUGCACAUGGACGUGCCUUUUUGGUUAUGCAAGACAUUUCUAGAUCUAAGCUUGUGAAGAUUUCAAGAACUGAAUGCACUAUUUGCUGACCUUUCAACAGAAUAUUACUUUGUAACAGCUAUCUCAGAACUGUAGUUCUGCUGAAAAUGCCUUCUGCUCCUGGUCCAAGAACAGGUAAGGCAGAGAAAAGGCAGGAGUAGAGACGGUCAGCCAGAUUACCCAUGAGGAGAAAGCCUCGCUCUUCUUGAUGGGCUGCAUGGGAAGCUAUUUAGCAGAGCAGACAGAUGCAGGUGAUGCUGGGAACAUGUUUGUUUCCUAGCUGUGUUUUCUGGUCAUUGUGAUUCCUGCCUCACUUUGGACCAACACUGUGCCUUGACUUGGAUCAUGCCUUGGAAACUCUGGACUUUUCUUGCCUUGUGAACUCUCUUGUACUGUGGAUUUAAGUUUGCUUUGUGGUUUUAUUUUGAUUGAGAAACUUUCAAGUGCCUUGUGGAGUCUUUGGUCAUUGAUCUGUGGAUUAGCAUUGGUCUUUUUGUGGCUGGACUUGAGACAGUUCUGGGGUUUUGGCAAAGGGAAUUGCUGGGGAAUAUUAAUAAACUCACUAAUCCAGUUAUGUGUGUGCCCGAGUGGGACAGCAGUUACAUAUAUUUUCCUUCAUUCAUGAUAAAUGGUAUCUUCCUAGGCAAUUUCCAAAUCAUUUAAAAAAUAAAAAUACAAGUCACUAAAUCUGAUGCUAUUCCCCAUGUAUUAAGAACUGGCGAAGUAUAUACGUCAGAGAGUUCAAGAAACUAUUUAUAAAUGGUCUCUAAGAUCAAUCUUGCAAGUAUAAUUUACAAACCGUCUUUAGAAUCAGUGUUAAUCUUCAGCACAAGUCUAAAAGCUUGGAAGACUAAAUCUCUGGUUCGAUGAGCGACCCCGAUUGGCUCCUGAAACAUUAUCCUGGGACAUAUCAAUCUCAUAUGUUCAUUGCUGGAUUGAGAAUUUCAACAAUAAGACUUUUUCAGUGAUCCCUCAUAUGAUAAGGUGGCAAAUACUCCAUAAAUGAUUAAACGUUCUAUUGCUUUCUGAUCUCCAGACACAGACAUGUACACCUUAUUUGUGUGGUACAUACGUUUUAUUUUUAUGACUGACUAAUAAAAUGCUUGCAGCACUGA